GACGGUGACCCCUCUUGCCACCAGAAAAACGCAAUCAAGUGAACCUGGCUCAGCUGCUGAGAGACUCCAGGGAACGAGUGCAUGAGAUGGAGGAGAUGGAGCACAACAUGAAGGCUCUGACCGACGAGCUGCAGGACGUGAAGGCGGAGCGCGCCGUGUUCAGGGAGAAGACCUACCGCCUGAACGUGGAGCUCAACCACGUCCUGGGCAACCGUGAGGCACGCAUCAUUGAUGUGGAUGCCCUCUGCAUGGAGAACAGGUUCAUUGAGAGUAAUAAGAUGGAGACUGCAUCCAAAUAUUCCUUCAGAGGACUCAGGGACUUGACACACUUGUCUUUGGCAAACAACAACAUUAAAGCAUUACCUCGGGACGUUUUCAACGACUUGGACUCACUGAUAGAGCUGGACCUGCGAGGCAAUGCUUUCGAGUGUGACUGCCGAGCGAAGUGGCUGAUGACGUGGCUGAAGAACACCAACGCCACGGUUUCGGAUGUCGUGUGUGCUGGACCAGAGGACAUGAAGGACAAGCGCCUCAAUGAUAUGACCAGCCUGCACAACGAGUGCGUCUCAACAGAUUUCGUCCUCCAUCAGUCCCUGGCAUCUGAGUCUCUGUCUGUGGACACAUUCAGCUAUAAGAACGACGUCUAUGUGACGAUAGCUGCUCCCAGCGCAGAGAGCUGUAUGGUUUUCCAGUGGGACCACAUAGAAAUGAACUUCAGGACGUAUGAUAACAUCACAGGUCAGUCCAUUGUGGGGUGCAAGUCAGUGGUCAUCCAGGACCAGGUGUUUGUCAUCGUGGCUCAGCUGUUUGGUGGCUCCCACAUCUACAAGUUUGAUGAGGACCAAAGCAGCUUCAGCAGGUUUCAGGACAUCGAGGUGUCCAAGAUCUCCAAGCCCAAUGACAUUGAGGCGUUCCAGGUGGGCUCUGACUGGUUCUUUGUGAUUGCUGACAGUUCAAAAGCAGGCCUGUCCACCCUCUACAAGUGGAACGAUAAGGGCUUUUAUUCCUCGCUGCACGAGUGGUACCGCGACACAGACGCAGAGUUCCUGGACUUGGAUGGGAAGGCGCACCUUAUCUUGGCGAGCCGCUCGCAGGUGCCUGUGAUCUACCAGUGGAGCCGGAGCAACCAGAAGUUUGUCCUGCAGGGAGAGAUCCCUCACAUGGAGGACGUUGUAGCUGUGAAGCACUUCCGGAUCAAGGAGGAACUCUACCUGGCUAUGACGCGCUAUAUCGGUGACUCCAAAAUCCUUCGUUGGGGUACCAAACAGUUUACAGAGAUCCAGGCCUUGCCCUCACGAGGCUCCAUGAUUCUCCAGCCUUUUUUUUUCAAAGAGCGUUACUACAUGGCUCUGGGAAGCGAUUACACCUUCUCGCAGAUCUACAUGUGGGAUGAUGAGAACAAACUAUUUGACCGCUUCAAGGAAGUGUACAUCCAGGCACCGCGCUCCUUCACUGUGGUUUCCACCGACCGCAGGGACUUCAUCUUCACCUCCAGCUUCAAGGGAAACACGCAGAUCUUUGAGCACAUCAUGAUUGACUUGAGCUUGUGAGGGGCCUUGUCAUGGCCCCCGAAAGAUUGGUGGAGGGGGGAAAAAAGGAC
Trematomus bernacchii (emerald rockcod) is the source of this 1600-nucleotide messenger RNA. RefSeq names its product leucine-rich repeat LGI family member 2-like. Gene Ontology annotation, biological process: inhibitory synapse assembly. Gene Ontology annotation, molecular function: protein binding. The coding region runs from base 87 to 1550 and encodes 487 amino acids. The transcript has 7 exons. The record is from RefSeq and is a predicted model, not a curated record. Lineage: Eukaryota; Metazoa; Chordata; Actinopteri; Perciformes; Nototheniidae.